Colias croceus (clouded yellow) is the source of this 1182-nucleotide messenger RNA. RefSeq lists its product as uncharacterized. The record is from RefSeq and is a predicted model, not a curated record. The transcript has a single exon. The coding region runs from base 368 to 880 and encodes 170 amino acids. NCBI's taxonomy places the organism in Eukaryota, Metazoa, Arthropoda, Insecta, Lepidoptera, Pieridae.
GAGGGUAACUUGGAUUAACACAUAGGAUAGUUUUUAUCCCGGAAAUCCCACGGGAACGGGAACUAUGCGGGUUUUCCUUUGCAAACGCGGGCGAAGCCGCGGGCGGAAAUCUAGUUAUCUAUAUUAGGAGAAAAUUUACACAUAUAUACUGAGAUUGUGAUAAUAAUCAUAAAUAACAAUAUACAAGAUUACGUCUUAUAAAUAACUGUGUCCAACAAUAGGCGAUGAAGCAUAAUUAAUCCAUUUAAUUCACGUUUUUCCUUCCUGUGUCCAACGCACAUACGCCGAAAAUACUCGAAUAGCAUGACUAUAAAUCGUAAUAAUUGGAAUCAAUAAUUCUUAGUCACAUUACCAGCAUCCUUGCACGAUGUUCGCUUUAUUGUUGGUUGCUCUCCUGACAACCGUCAACGCUGCCCCCAAUAGUCAAGAUGAAAAGGCAACAGAAACUGCUGUAGCAAGUACAGAACCUAAUACUGACGAAUUAAUAACAAUACGUGAAGCUUCAGAAUAUAAACUUACGAUAACAUUGAUUGAUUACAAAGAAGAAGACAUAGAAAUUAGAGCUACCAAGGAACUGCUAUUGAUAAAACUACACUCUAAACAUGCUAAUGGAACUGAUUGUAAUAUUGAACAAUAUAAAGUUCUACCUCCAUACCUUCAUGUUAAUGGUACCUGGACAUAUGAAAACAAUAUCCUAACUAUUACUUUUCCGAUUGAUAAAGAAGCAUUAGACAAAGGAAUUCAACAGAGUAGUAAAACACAUAACGAAUCAAAUUCUAGUUCAGUGGAAGAAGAUAGUUCUGAGGAAGAUUCAUCAAAAAACUCAUUAGCACAGCGGUUUCCUUCGUGGUGGAGUCAACACCAGAAAAUCGAUUUUUAAUAAAUAUUGUAAUUAACUUGUUUAAAAUGAUUUAGGCAAAUUAUUGAAUAAAUCAAACUAUUCUCGAAGUAUUAAUAUAAUUUGCAGGUGUUCAUAUUUUGUGUAUAAUAAAGUGUAAAUAUUGAAAUAUUAUGUGAAGUUUUAUUUAAAAUCAAGAAGUUAAUUGAGUGAUUAGAGAAUUAAUAAAAAUUGAAAUAAUAGUAAUAACCUUGGGGCAGUGUGGUUGAUCUUUGGUAUUUCAAAUAAAACUGCGUCAUCGAGCACAAUCCAUGAUUCAUAAUAAAUAAACAAGGAGUACACAG